GCGGCGGCGGACGCGGCGCGGCGGGGCCGGGGGCCCGGCGGGGCGGCAUGCCGGGGGCGGCGGGGCGGUAGCGGCGGCGCCGAGUCGGUGCCGGGGCGGCGGGAGCGGCGAUGCGGCUGCUCGGCGCCUUCCUGCGGCUGCUGGUGGCCGGGGCGCUGGGGGCGCCGCCCGCCCCGGCUCCGGAGGCGCGGGGGACCGCCAGCGCGGAGCCGCCCGUCCUGACCUUUCGGGAGAUCUGGAAUCGUAGUUUCUGCCGGCCUCUGGAGCAGCUGGUGGACGUCAUUACUGAGUUCCCCAACGAGGUGGAGUACAUUUUCAGACCCUCCUGCGUCUCCCUGCAGCGCUGCGGAGGCUGCUGUGGGGACGAGGGUCUACGCUGCGUCCCCGUGGAGACAAGCACGGUCACCAUGCAGCUCCUGAAGAUAAAGCCAAAUGGGGAGGCACCCUACGUGGAGAUGGCGUUCACUGAGCACAAGCAGUGCGAGUGCAGGCCCCGGCAGGACCUGAUGAGGUUGGGAAGGAGGAGGUCCAAGGGCCGAGGUAAGAGAAGACAAGACAAGAAGAGACGUAAAGACUGUGAACUAUGUGGCACGCCACGCAGGUAGCCUCCGCUCUGCCCCCGGCCUCACUCCUGCUGCCUGGGUUUGAGCCAGCUGUGUUUCCCCCCAGCAUGGGGGGCUUGUGGAGCUGUGCCCCUCCAAGCAGUGGUGGGGAACAGGACUCCGGCAGGGGAGAGCUGACUGGACUCUUGCUUGGCCCUGGUGGGAACGCAGCCUGCAACCGAGGACUCCCUUGCCCUGUCUGCACCAUCAGCGGCAGCAGGACAAGAGGACCCAUGACCAGGCCUGGGGCUGAAGAUGAGGAGCUCAAGCAGCGUGUUGGUGUUCGAUGGCAUCCUGGGGGCAAUGAGGAGCGGAGCUGGUGGAUGUGCUGCUGGAGCUGGCUGGGGACAGAAUGAUGUGGGGCGCGAGUGGAGGCAGCUCGGAGGGCUGCAGCUGCAAAACUGCUGUGUUCUGCCAGCGCCCUGCAGCUGGGGAGGAAGGAAACCUGGGGCAGGCAAGGCUGCAAGGCUGUGUCUGUCCCAGCCUUGGCACAGGUUAGCCCAUGAGGGUGCCAGGGAGCUUGCCUGGUGGGGAAGGGGAGGGAAUUUGGGUUGCCAGGGCUCCUCAUACUCACAGCCACAUCCCAGCCUUGCCCUGCUCAAUAAAACCUGGUGGUCAGAUGCAGGAGCUGGCAGUGUGAGUACUCCUGUCUGCUUUCUAGCAGCUGCAGGCAGGGCUCUUCCCCAUGGGCACCCACCCAGACUGGAGGAGGGCAUCCUGUGGUGGCCCAGGGCUUGUCCCCAGCACCAACUCCUGCAGCAGCCAAGGGGCUGCCCGUGGUGUGAUGCUGGAGAUGGGCAACCAGCAGGUCAGGAGCGAGCUGCUCCCCAGGCUGGGGGUUACCCAUGUGCUGGAGCUCAGGGGGGUACUGGGAGACCUUGGAGGGAACUGCCCUUCUCCUCUACACCAUGGUGUGGUGCUAGUACCUCUCCCUGUUUACCAUGGCCAUCUUGUUCUCACCCCAGUCCGAGUGUCUGGCUCACUGUCCUGUGGCUUUCCUUCUCCCUCACUGGGCUGAUGUAAGGUUAGGGCAGCGGGGGGCAGGCAGCCCGUGGGCCUUCCCACCCAGCAAACACCCCACCAAGGCUCAUUCACCCAGCAUGGGGACAGGCUGGCCUGGGGGCCUAUCUCUUACAGGGAACAUUCUGGGGUUUGUAGGGGACUGGUGGCCCUCAUUGAGGUGGGUGCUGCUGUUUGCUGCUUUCCCUGCUCAGUCAGGUCUGUGCCCAGGUGUGGGCAGCCCCAGCCCUCACUUCUGCGUGCCCUAAGCAGUGCCUCUGGGGCUUUUCCUCUCCCCUUUCCUGCCUGUGCUGCGGGGGGGCUGGGGCUGGCUGCCAAGUGCAUCCUGUGCUGCUCCGUGCAAGCUGUACCCUGGAGCAGCGCACAUUGGUGGAAACCCUAAGGGCGAGUUGGGCACCAGCAUGCUUGUGGGGCACCCCUGGCACAGGUUUAACACAAAAUCAAGGGUUAUUGAAAGCUUCAGGCAAACAGCUAGAGGGCAAGAUGUGCAAAGGAUUCAGCGUUACCAUCAAAUGAGGUGACCUGUGGUUUAUCCUGCACUGAGGAAGAAGAGUGGGGCCUAACAUAGCAGGUGUUGGGGUCCAAGGCAGCUCCUGCCCACAUCUGACGUGGUAGCAUGUAGCCAGGGCAGGGUCCCUCAGAGCCAUAAUGCUGGUGCUGCCUGGGGCUGGCACAAGGACAUGGGGACAGGGCAGGUCCUGUGGCAGUGGUACCCUGGCAGGGAAAGCCAGUGGUGGUUGUCGAGGCAAUGUGAAUCUCCACACUACCACCACACAACGUGGCAUGGACUGGGCGAGUUGCACCUGUGCAGCUGGGCAUAUCCUCCAGGAGCUUGCUGGAUCCCUUUUGGACCCCAUUCUACUUCUGGCAUCCACAGUGUCCUGGGGCACAGCCUACAUGGACUCUGCCUCAACAAUGACCCAUGAAGCUCCUCCUUGGCUGCCUCACGGAUGAAGGGGACUUGCUGCUCCCCUUCCUGGGUCAGGAUCUGCAUGGGCCACGUGGCACCCUAGCUCCAGUGGCCUGUCCUGGUCCGUGCAGGCUCUUGCCAACCCUGUGUGCCAUUUCAGCCUGGCUGGUUGUGCUUUGAGGCUAAGGAGAACUGUGUGCAGCACUCGAGGGACGUACGUGAUGGUUUCUGUAUUGUUUUUAACAGUAAAACUUUCACCGCAGUAGUAUUAAACCUUUAAAAAGGAAGUUACAUAAACCCAAGGAUGUUAAUGAAUAAAAAUAUGUUUGUCAAGAGUGGUGAUUAGGGUUGAGAAAAAUUCAAACAAACUCCCACCCAGCGGCUUUUCCUAACGGUCCCUGGUGUCUGGCGUCACCUCUUUGGCUGCUGCUUGGCACUGAGAGUUUUCAGGCAGCUCUGCCCAGAGCUGGGGGGGGACCGGGUGCCUGCCUUGCACAUCCACCCUGUGUCGCUUCUCCCCCUGCAUUGCCUGAGCCCCCUCGUGCUGUGUGCGGCCUCACCCUCUGCUCCUCCCAUGGCAUGGAAUGUUGGGGUAGAUGGCAAGGACAUGGGUGCCUGGGAGGGAUGUGGCUGUCCUGCUGCGGCACGGAGGAUCAGCUGGGGCAGAACAGGAGCAGGGGAAGGCACCACCAGCAUGGGAAGUUUGGAAGCUCCAUCUCCAGGCGUCCGGGGCUCCCUCCAGCUCCUGGGCAUGUUUCACUGAGGCUUCACCAGCAAAGGGAACAUGACGAGCCCUGACGCUCUCACAGCUGCUGCAGGCAUCACGUGCCCAGGGGAGGACCCAUUCCCUUCCCUCCCCCUGCAUGUCUCUGCCAGAGGGGAGAGUCCUGGGACCCCCAGGACCCUCCUCAUCCCAGGGUGGCAGGGACUUCCAGCAGGACAUCGCACCCGAUGGUGACAUGAGGGUCAGGGUGGAAGCCUGCUGCCCUGAGCGGGAGAGCGGGGCUCCUGACCUUGGGGCUCAUGGCCACCACCCACGCUCCCUCCCAAGGGGACCAGCCACUGUCUGCCUGUUCCCCCUCUGUGUUGCUCCCAGUUGUGCCUUUUUUGGAGGCUUACACCAGUAGUUCCUGUCAGCCCCCACUGGCCGCAGCAGACAUGUCCCCUGAGCACCUCAACAAGGUCAGCUACAUCGACAGACCCCCAUGUUGCCCAAGUGCUGCAGAGUGGGGCUGUAGGAGGGGACUGGCUCCCUUGAAAAGGGACUGGGGCAGACCCCAGCCCCAAAGCCAGCGGGGAGCAGAACAACCCCAUGCUGAUCCUCCAUGGACAGGCACCAAACGUGCCCCAGCCCUGGUGCUCCCAAAUCCCCCAUCCUUCCCCUGCCUGUGUACCCCCUGUAGAUGGGCAGCUGUCUCACGGGAGCAGCACGCCACUGGGUUAUCAGCGUCCCUGGGCUCCCUGUGUCUCCCAGCCUUACAGAGCAAGGGUUUGUUUAAUAAAGCUUUAGGAGGCAGAGCUGCAGCAAGAUGGUUUAGAAGGAGAGUUAUAGGGGAGACAAAACAUAAGCUGGGCUCCAGGCUGCACUAGAAACAAAACAUCACAUAUUUUUGGGGAACUACCUGAAAAGGUGAUGUGGAAAUCAGCCCAGAGAUGUAGUAUCGUAGCUGGUGAAGCCCUGAUGUUAACGCUUCUCUGGUAACCUCCAUCGUCCCCAGUCCUGGGAUGCCAGCGGAGUGCUGCCUCGCAGCAGCUCCUCCCUGCACGUGCCGGCGCAGGUCUCCCACGUGUCUCUGUGCAAAUAAAGAUGUACCGAGGUCCUAACCUCUCACUUGAAACUUACAAGAUUUUGCAUCCCCACAAAGUUGGGCAUAAUCUUUCUGCUUGUUGCAGCCAGCGAUGUUUGCAGUCUCAGCCUGUUUUAAGCUUUUGCCAGCUCUCAUGCAUCUAUUUUAGGCUGUGAGAAAAAGGGUGGCUCUCACUCCCCUCCCUGUUAUUUGUCUUGCUGGUCUUACUUUGGAAGUUCCAACUUCCUGACAAGGGCCACAAGCUCUUCAGCAAGUUAAUCUGAAAAUAAUCCCCUGAAUUUAACAUCCUCCAGACAGCGCUGACAUGGGAAACUGGAAGCCCACAGGUAAGAGCCACUAUGCCUCAGGGCUGGUACACAUCUUCUACCCUUGCAAGGCUCUUCAUCGCAGGCCAGUCCUUGGGGCACUUCUUGCCGAUGCCUUUGGCUUGCUCUCUUCUGUGCUGUCCCUUGUCCCCCCUGCCUUGCUGGCCCCACAGCGUGACUGCUCAGGGCUGAGCGAUCCCUGCAUUGCCCAAAAACGGCCCCGCUCAGCUCUGCAAAGCUCCACUGCGGUCUCCCAAAAGGCAGUCAAACCACUGUCUUCCAGCUCCUCCCUUCCCAUCCAGAGGCAGAACAGCUUUAACUGUGCGAAGCAAUAAAAUGCUUUAAAUACA
This is a messenger RNA of Harpia harpyja (harpy eagle), 4995 nucleotides long. RefSeq names its product placental growth factor (gene PGF). The record is from RefSeq and is a predicted model, not a curated record. Bases 111 to 605 code for a protein of 164 amino acids. Gene Ontology annotation, molecular function: growth factor activity; vascular endothelial growth factor receptor binding; chemoattractant activity. NCBI's taxonomy places the organism in Eukaryota, Metazoa, Chordata, Aves, Accipitriformes, Accipitridae. The transcript has 7 exons. Gene Ontology annotation, cellular component: membrane. Gene Ontology annotation, biological process: sprouting angiogenesis; response to hypoxia; positive regulation of mast cell chemotaxis.